Messenger RNA from Salmo salar (Atlantic salmon), 1548 nucleotides. Its product is annotated as hibernation-specific plasma protein HP-55. Gene Ontology annotation, molecular function: serine-type endopeptidase inhibitor activity. Lineage: Eukaryota; Metazoa; Chordata; Actinopteri; Salmoniformes; Salmonidae. The record is from RefSeq and is a predicted model, not a curated record.
AUGAGGACAGCCUUGUGUUUGUGGAUCGUCAUGGCAGUGCUCUGCCCAGGAGAGGUCAAAGGUCAUAAAGGUCACGGAGGUGACCACCACCAUGGUCAGGGGCUUGACCAUGAUCACGGGCGCGAUAACGACCACGGGCACAGGCGAGACCACGAACACGGGCAUCAUGACCCUGAGCCCGGUGACAAUGGUACCAAACCAGUGGUACAAGGUAAUGGGGGGUUUGCCUUCAGCCUGUACAAGCAGCUGGUGGUUCAGCCUGACAACCAGGGCAAAAAUGUGUUCUUCUCCCCACUGAGUGUGUCCCUGGCCCUGGCUGCUCUUUCCGUGGGGGCCAGGGGUCAGACCCACCAGCAGCUCUUCACUGGUCUGGGCUUCAACAGCAGCCUACUGACACAAGAACAGGUGGACCAGGCCUUCCAGACCAUACUCACACAGCUCAACCAGAAGAACGGAGUGGACCUGUCCAUAGGAAGUGCACUUUUCCUGCACAACACCUUCAAACCACAUCCUGAGUUCCUCAAGGACAUGAAGCGCUUCUACCUCUCAGAGGGUUUCACUGUCGACUUCACCAACACGGCCGUGGCCAUUGAAACGAUCAAUAAAUACGUGGGGGAAAAGACUCGAGGCAAGAUAGACAAGUUAGUCAAAGAUCUGGACCCAACCACUGUCAUGUAUCUCCUCAGCUACAUAUACUUCAAAGGAAAAUGGGAGAUUCCAUUUGACUCUAAAGACACAAAGGAGGACACAUUCCAUGUGGAUGACAACACCACUGUUCCGGUCCAGAUGAUGAGCGUGAAGAAGAGAUUCUCCGUCUACUACGACCAGGAGAUCUCCACCAGUGUCCUGCAGCUCCACUACAACGAGUCAGUGUCAAUGAUGCUGGCGCUACCAGAGAAGGGACUCACUAGGCUGGAGGAGGUCAUAGGUCAGAACCACAUCACCAAGUGGCACAGGUGGAUGAAGGCCAGCGAAUACCAGGUGCAUGUUCCCAAGAUGUCUAUCACCACAACAUACUCCCUCAAGGAUGUCCUGAGUGGAAUGGGAAUGCUGGACAUAUUCAGUAAUAGAGCUGACUUCAGUGGAAUAUCAGAGGAUCUGAAGGUGGCUGUUUCAGAGGUGGCGCACCAAGCCUCCUUGGAUGUGGAUGAGGCUGGAGCGACUGCAGCAGCUGCUACAGGUGUGGUCCUCAUGCCCCUCUCCUUCCGACGCACCCCUGUGUUGAAGUUUGACCGUCCGUUCAUGGUCAUUGUCAUGGACCGGGAGACCAAGAGUAUUCUCUUCAUGGGCAAGAUCAUCAACCCAGCCAACAAAUAAAACUAGUUCUAUGUAAAACCAGUGUUUUAGAAAACAUGUGCUCUAUAAAAGCUGUGGUCUAUAAUCGCAAAUUGAAGCGUAAGCACAUGCUUUGCCUGUGCUGCUGUUACAAAACCCAUCCAAACUUCUCUGGCUCAAUCUAGCCUGGGAAGCUAAAACUAACAAGCGUGUAAAUCCUCUGUAUUCACUUUGGUGGAUAUUUUUACAGCUACUAAAUGCAUAUCACCAUUU